This is a messenger RNA of Centrocercus urophasianus (Greater sage-grouse), 1344 nucleotides long. RefSeq names its product 5-hydroxytryptamine receptor 7-like. The coding region runs from base 26 to 1306 and encodes 426 amino acids. Lineage: Eukaryota; Metazoa; Chordata; Aves; Galliformes; Phasianidae. Gene Ontology annotation, molecular function: G protein-coupled serotonin receptor activity. Gene Ontology annotation, biological process: chemical synaptic transmission; circadian rhythm; smooth muscle contraction. The record is from RefSeq and is a predicted model, not a curated record. Gene Ontology annotation, cellular component: membrane. The transcript has 2 exons.
UUGCCCACUGCGGAGAGCUCAGAGCAUGUUGCUGAGGGGCAGCCCCCGGCGGUUUCUGGAGCACCAUCUUCUCUUUGUGGAGAACGCAGAGCAGCAGUACCCAGCUCGGGAGUCGCUCCCGAAUCCAUUCAUGACUGAGGAACCCUCCGUCCCUGCCGAGCCAGACCUGCCUUCCUCCAACCACACCAACGCGACGGACUGCGGCGAGGAGAUCCUGCUCUAUGGGGACACUGAGAAGAUCGUCAUUGGAGCUGUGCUCUCCAUCAUCAUCCUCAUGACCAUCGCAGGCAACGGUCUGGUCAUCAUCUCUGUCUGCAUUGUCAAGAAGCUCCGGCAGCCAUCCAACUACCUGGUGGUGUCCCUCGCUGCCGCUGACCUUUCGGUGGCCUUCGCUGUCAUGCCCUUUGUGACCAUCACGGACCUGGUGGGGGGAGAGUGGCUCUUUGGGAAGGUGUUUUGCAACGUGUUCAUCGCCAUGGAUGUCAUGUGCUGCACUGCCUCCAUCAUGACCCUGUGCAUCAUCAGCGUGGACAGGUACCUGGGGAUCACUCGGCCACUGACGUAUCCCGUGAGACAAAACGGGAAGCUGAUGGCCAAGAUGGUCUUCAUCGUUUGGCUCCUGUCCGCCUCCAUCACGCUUCCUCCUCUUUUUGGCUGGGCUAAGAAUGUCACCGUGGAAAGAGUCUGCCUGAUCAGCCAGGACUUUGGGUACACGGUCUAUUCCACAGGGGUCGCCUUCUACAUCCCCAUGGCGGUCAUGCUCGUCAUGUACAGCCGGAUCUACAAAGCUGCCAAGGUGAGCGCUGAGAAGCACCGCUUCAUGAACUUCUCCAAGCACUACGAAGAGGAGGGUGUCUACUGCCUGGAGGCUUCCAGCCGCGGCCAUCCCAGCUCCAAGCGCACCAAGGCGGUGGAGGAAUGUGCCACUCUCUCCAAACUGCUCCGGCAAGACCGGAAGAAUAUUUCCAUCUUCAAACGGGAACAAAAAGCAGCCAGGACCCUUGGUAUAAUCGUGGGGGCUUUUACAUUUUGUUGGCUGCCGUUCUUCCUUAUGUCAACGGCUCGGCCUUUUAUCUGUGGUAUACACUGCAGCUGCCUGCCCCUGAGGCUGGAGAGGACUCUGCUCUGGUUGGGAUACACCAACUCCCUCAUCAAUCCCUUAAUUUAUGCUUUCUUUAACCGAGACUUGAGGACUACCUUCUGGAACCUUCUGAGGUGCAGGUACAGGAAUAUCAACAGGAGACUUUCUGCCGCCAGCAUGCACGAGGCCCUGAAAGCCACAGAGAGACACGAAUGCAUCCUGUAGAGCUGUGUCCUCCAAUUCAGUGCCUGACCAGCAAACUC